AUGUCUUGUCGUUCACAGCUCUUCCGUGCCCUCAGAGCGCCCACCUCUGGUAGCAGGAGGACUGCUUCUCUGAGGGCCAAUGCUCUCGGUAGAAGCCUCGUCUACUCACAGUCGCCUGCUAGAUGCCUUUCAACCACAGCCGCGAGGCUCGUUUCCCCCACACGGGCUCAGCAUGGCAAGCUGACAUCGGAGAUGUACCCCCAGCUCGAGCGCGACUCACGGUUCGCUCAGGUAACGCCUGAACAUGUCGCGCGCUUCCGGGAGAUCUUGGGUGACAACCCCUCGGCCAUUAUCGAUGGUGUCACAAGCGGAGCGGGCGUAGACGCUGCCGACUUUGAGACGUACAACGAGGAUUGGAUGCACAAGUACAAGGGCCAGUCCAAGUUGGUGCUGAGACCAGGCACCACCGAGGAAGUCAGCAGCGUCCUCAAGUACUGUAACGAGCAGCGUCUGGCCGUCGUACCCCAGGGUGGAAAUACAGGCCUCGUGGGGGGUUCUGUCCCUGUUUUUGACGAGAUCGUCAUUAGCAUGGCCCGCAUGAAUGAGAUCCGCUCCUUUGACGAGGUUAGCGGCUCUCUAGUUAUCGACGCUGGCUGUGUCCUCGAGGCUGUCGAUACGUACCUUGCCAAAAAGGGUUAUAUCUUUCCUCUCGACCUCGGUGCUAAGGGUUCUUGCCACGUCGGUGGAAACGUAGCCACAAACGCUGGCGGCCUGCGAUUGCUCCGUUACGGUAGCUUGCACGGCACUGUUCUUGGUGUUGAGGCCGUUCUGCCUAACGGCACCAUUAUCAAUGACCUGUGCACCCUGCGCAAGAACAACACUGGCUACGAUAUUAAGCAGCUCUUCAUUGGAGCUGAGGGGACUUUGGGUAUUAUCACAAAGAUCGCCAUCCAGUGCCCACAGCGAUCACCUGCAGUUAAUGUCGCCGUUUUUGGACUGGAGUCAUACGAAAAGGCUCAGCUUGCUUUCCGUGAGGCUAAGAAGCAGCUGUCAGAGAUUCUAUCUGCCUUUGAGCUGAUGGACGGUCGCAGUCAGAGAAUCGUGUCAGAGGUCAAGGGUCAAGAGCACCCUCUCGAGGGUGAGUAUCCUUUCUACUGCCUGAUCGAGACGAGCGGCUCAAACAGCGAGCAUGACUACGCAAAGCUCGAGGCCUUCCUCGAGGAUGUCAUGACUCGCGAGGUUAUUGCCGAUGGUGUCGUUGCUCAAGACGAAACACAGCUUCGCAACUUGUGGGGCUGGCGUGAGGGCAUCACCGAGUGCCUGGGCCACUGGGGCGGCACCUACAAGUACGAUAUCUCAAUCCCUCUCAGCGAGAUGUACAAGCUCGUUGAAGAUACAAAGGCCCGUAUGACUGAGGCCGGUCUAUUGGGCGAUACACCCGACCACCCAGUCGUUGACGUCCUCGGCUAUGGCCACAUGGGCGAUUCCAACCUGCAUCUUAACAUCCCCGUGCGCCGAUACGAUCCCGCCGUCGAGAAAGCCUUGGAACCUUGGGUGUAUGAGUGGAUUCAGAAGCGCAACGGCAGUAUCAGCGCUGAGCAUGGCCUGGGAAUUGCCAAGAAGAAGUUUAUCGGCUACAGCCGAGACGACACCACUAUCGGUGUGAUGAAGCAGAUUAAGAACCUUUUUGAUCCUCAUAGGUUAGUGUCAAUCCUCCAAGUGCAAAUAUGUAGGGCUGCAUACCGCUGCUUCCUCUACUAUCCUGUUCUUGAUAGGAGGACAAUGUGGGCUAACACCUCAUGGUCAUUUGGAAUCUGUCAUUCUCACCCUAUGCCAACUGAAGCCAUUACUACCCUUCCACACAUGCUGUGCUUCCCUGUCAGCCUUAUGGGGCUGCUGCACUUUAGAAACACGUUCUCCACACAUGCCGAUGCGCUAAACCGAAAGUUCUUCUUUAUACGGCUCUGCCGUGGACCAUUGCCCAUUGACAUCGUCACUCAUACCCUUGUGCCAGUUGAUUCCAGACACAGCCCAUUUCGUCAUAUCAUCGAGCCCCAGCCCCUACCAGCCAAGUCAAGGCAAGCAGGCGGAAAGGAAUGCGAAGGGUACCAGAGGGAACGAGUCUUCAUCACCGGAACACCGCAGAAUAAGGGGAGAGUCGCCUCCCAUCCCAAGAAGGGGUCGCCGUCCAAGAAGAAAGGGUCGCCGUCAUUCAAAGAACCGCCAAGAGCUCUCGACCUUACCCCAACCCAGCCUCUUACUUCGGCUUGGGAUAGCCAUGCACUAAUUUCGAACCAUGGUGCUGAGUAUUCAGUUCUCGUCUCGGCCAUCAACGCUAGGCUCCCCUAUCCAUUGCCGAACAACUCCGCUCUGGAUGAGCCAUCGUCGCCUUUCCAGAUCACCUUUCCGCCAUACACACCGACUGAAAUACAGCCUUUGUCAGGUGGAGGAGACCUCGACGUUAGGGCACAAUGUUUGGCGCGAAUACCAAGUGUUCAUGAUCAAGAUGACUCGGCACAGAGUUAUUGUGUCUUCUUUUUCGAGUCGUUGACUCCUGUUAGCAUGAAGCAGCAUAUGCGUUCGGCGAAUCUGGAUCCAAUCGACUAUUGGAGAACGAUUCCGUGGCAAAGCCAUCCAAAGUCUCUUCUGGACAGCCUCCUGGACUACGUCCUUUUCUUGCCAGCAAUUCUUGCUCAAGUCGAUCGUAUCACACCUAUGGAAGCCACGCUCAGUCGAAGAUACCAUGCUCAACAGCUUCUUCGCAAUUGUCUUUCGCUUCAAAAACAAUUCAAUGCUUGGUUCCAGGUGGCAACCCGACCCAGUUACGGAUAUCCCAUGGCUUACUGGGCCGAUGAAUUCAGCAACCCCGGUGGUCUUCUUCCAUUCUCAAAUUUGUACACCUUUAAAGACGGAAGCACCGGGCUUGCACUCCUGUAUUACUGGAUGACACAAAUUAUCUUUCAUCGAUGCAUUGAGAAUCUGCAUCGAAUCAUUUAUCAGCCGGCCAUUGAUGCAUAUCCAGAUAUGUGGCCCAAUUUGCCGUAUGACUUGCAGAUUGAUAUCACUCAAUAUCAGCAUGGGUGCCUGUUUGCUGAGGACAUUUGUCGCGGGCUCGAUUCAGUCCUCCACGAGACGGAUCAGCCUGACAUGCUGAUCUUGCCGAUGAAAGUAGCGAUGGACUUUUAUAAAGACAUCCAUGCGACUUCGCAGGACGGCCUUAUGGAGAUAAUGUGGAUCGACAACUUCCGAUCGCGAUUAGCUGAGAAAGGGCAGCAUGUUGCUGGUGUUUUGCAAAGUCAGAAGUGGUCUGAAGUUGCAACUUUCUGA
Molecule: messenger RNA, 3267 nt
Organism: Fusarium pseudograminearum CS3096
Lineage: Eukaryota; Fungi; Ascomycota; Sordariomycetes; Hypocreales; Nectriaceae
Exons: 8
Coding region: 1-3267 (1088 amino acids)
Cellular component (GO): mitochondrion
Molecular function (GO): catalytic activity; FAD binding
Source: RefSeq, a predicted model, not a curated record